UAGGAGGCAUGAAGCGGGGAUGGUGGGAGGCUGUAUCUUCAGACAGGGAACAGCAUUCAAAGACUUCAGGUGAGAGAGAGCAUGGCUCCCUAGGAAUGAAUGCAUUUCAUCACCUGGAAGAGUAGAAACUGCAGGCUAGUGAAAGAUGAAGCUCGACAGAGGUUCCGGUUCUGUGGUGACCUGGACUGUCCUGACUGGGUCCUGGCAGAGAUCAGCACGCUGGCCAAAAUUUCCUCCGUGAAGCUGAGGCUGCUGUGUAGCCAGGUGCUGAAGGACCUUCUGGGACAGGGUAUUGAUUAUGAGAAGAUCCUGAAGCUCACCGCUGAUGCCAGGUUUGAGUCGGGUGAUGUGAAGGCCACAGUGGCAGUGCUGAGUUUCAUCCUCUCCAGUGCGGCCAAGCAUAGCGUGGAUGGCGAGUCCUUGUCCAGUGAACUGCAGCAGCUGGGGCUGCCCAAAGAGCAUGCAGCCAGCCUGUGUCGCUGUUAUGAGGAGAAGCAAAGCUCCCUGCAGGAGCACCUGCGGGCCUGCAGCUUCCGAGUGAAUAGGCUGGCAGGCGUGGGCUGGCGGGUGGACUACACCCUGAGUUCUAGCCUGCUGCGGUCCGUGGAAGAGCCCAUGGUGCACCUGCGGCUGGAGGUGGCAGCUGCCUCGGGUGCCCCGGCCCAGCCUGUUACCAUGUCCCUCUCAGCAGACAAGUUCCAGGUCCUCCUGGCAGAACUGAAGCAGGCCCAGACCCUGAUGAACUCACUGGGCUGAGAAGAAGAGCUCAUGGGGCCCAUGUGGAGCUGCCCUCCGAACUUCUCUUCACGGGGUGCCCCAGCUCCAGGACCCUAGGGGCCUGGCCUCCUGGAUGUCUGGCUUCCUAGGUUACCACCUGAGAAUUCAGCCUAGGGAUCCUGAACACUCUUGCAGCAUUGUCUUCCCUCCCCCAUGAAAGGCACAUGUCAGUGGUUUUCAUGAGAGGGAAGAAUAAACAGAAGUGUAAGAAGUGUAAAGAAGUGUGUGCAUGGAUUUCUUUUGGGUUCAAAUCAGAGGUUUUCAUGAGAGAGACCAAGUGACAUAGUGACCUCCCUGACCUAUCGCACGUUUUCUUUUUUCUUUUCUCAGCUGCUGAUUGAGGCAGGUCAGGGUUGAGGCAGAACGAGAGCCAAAAUGAAACAGCUUGUCUGUAGACAGGAAAAUCAGGGUUCUAGCUCCCAGUCCUAUGAUGCUCUUGGCUCUGCCCUCUCUGUGCUGGCCCUGUCCUUAGGCUGGCAGCAAGUGGGUGGCCCCAACACCAGAUACCCCAGGUAGAGAAAGGAGACAGCCCUUGCCUCUCUGUCAUCUUCUUUAGGAAGAGAGAAGGCCCAUGCCUGAACCACUCACUGGCAAGUGGAAUGGGAUAAUGGGCUGAAUGUUUGUUAUGCACCCAUUCCCCACCCCCUGCCAAAUUCAUAUGUCUAAGCCCCAACUCCCCGUGAGAUGGUUUUAGGAGGUGGGGCUUUGGGGAAUAAUUAGGUUCAGAUGAAGUCAUGAGAGUGGGACCCUUGUGAUGAUUAGCACUCUUAUAAGAAAAGGAAAACAGACUCUCUGUACCAUGGAAAGCAUGUACCGUGGAAAGGCCAUAUGAGAACAUAGUGAGAAGACAGCUGUCUAACAAGGCAGGAGAGAGCCCUCACCAAGAACUGAUUCUGACUCGAACUUGGACUUCCCAGCCUCUGGAACUAUGAGAAAUAAAUGUCUGGUUUUUUGGGGUUUUUUUAAAAAUAAAUUUAUUUAUUUAUUUAUUUA
Messenger RNA from Eubalaena glacialis (North Atlantic right whale), 1770 nucleotides. RefSeq names its product COMM domain containing 4 (gene COMMD4). Bases 100 to 756 code for a protein of 218 amino acids. The transcript has 8 exons. Lineage: Eukaryota; Metazoa; Chordata; Mammalia; Artiodactyla; Balaenidae. The record is from RefSeq and is a predicted model, not a curated record.